AUGUGGACUCAGGCACACAGCCUCUUUGUGUUGAUGGGUGGUUUCAUGCUUUAUAUGGACGGGAAACCCUACCUUACACUACAGCCUGAUCACAUUCUCGAACUGAUACGUGAAAGGUGUAUCGACGUCCCUACCCUAACGGCAGACCAGAUCCACGAUAAGAGCAAAGGCAAUGCGAUAUCGAAAGGAUUGGUUAUGCUUCAGGUGGCCUGGUUUAUCAUGCAGCUCGUCACCCGCGUCAUCUAUCCCCUCGAAAUCACCCAGCUCGAAGUGGGGACACUCGCUUUUGCGGUACUUAAUUUCCUAACCUAUGCUGCGUGGUGGAACAAGCCUCUCGAUGUGGAAUGUCCACAUCCAAUGUACUGGAAGUCGACCAACUCAAGGCCAGAGAAUAUUUUGGGAGACCAACCCGAUGACCUUGGGAUCUUUUCUCCAGUCCUCGGCCCAAUCAUAGAACUGAUAGGCUGGGCUGACAUUCCCACAUCUCGAAAGUUGCGAGUUCCAACAUUUGAUGGCAGCAUCAAACUCGAACGACCUUCGGACAAGAUGAUUCUUGUAGCCGCUGGACUUCUCAUGACAACCAUAUUUGGCGCCAUCCAUUGUAUGGCUUUGUUCCUUACCUUUCCCACAUAUGAGGAACACCUGCUAUGGUCCAUAAGUGCUAUCAUUAUAACUUGCAUACCCUGGCUUGGUUUUGUCACUCUAUUGCCCUUCCUGUGCGCAUCAAAGGAGGUUCAAUUCUCGCUCUGUUCAUUAUAUGCCAUGUUCUACAUCAUAGCUCGUGCCGUCCUCUUUGCACUUAUGUUCACUACUUUACGCAAUCUUGGUCAUAACGCAUACGAAGCGGUGUCGUGGACCACUGAGGUGCCGCACUUAUAG
Molecule: messenger RNA, 879 nt
Organism: Suillus plorans
Lineage: Eukaryota; Fungi; Basidiomycota; Agaricomycetes; Boletales; Suillaceae
Exons: 2
Coding region: 1-879 (292 amino acids)
Source: RefSeq, a predicted model, not a curated record